Paramacrobiotus metropolitanus is the source of this 2772-nucleotide messenger RNA. RefSeq lists its product as uncharacterized. The transcript is spliced from 5 exons. NCBI's taxonomy places the organism in Eukaryota, Metazoa, Tardigrada, Eutardigrada, Parachela, Macrobiotidae. Bases 82 to 2541 code for a protein of 819 amino acids. The record is from RefSeq and is a predicted model, not a curated record.
UAAACAUGGGAAAAUAAACCUGUUAGAGCCAUCCAUUACGACUGGAUUAUUUAGAACAGUGCGUUCUCUCAGUUACUGCUGAUGCACCAAGGUUUCUUUAAAAUGCACAGUUUUUGGUUCUUUGUACUGAUCGGUUCGUCCCUGUUCGUGUGGGCGGUUAUGUGUGAUGGAGACAUUUCAGAAGAUGGCGAGCGAUCAGCAAACGCGAGUCAGAGCGCAGAACUUGAUAACGAAAUUCCGGUGCGGAAGAAAUCGCCAACCGAUGUGCUGUCCGGAAAGCGCGGCUCAGCAAAUGUCCCAGCUUUCAGCAGCAGGACAAUCUCCAGUCCGAAUGGAGUGAUCGACCUGUCAGUCCCAAUGUUUGCGGUUCAAUAUGGCAGCUUCCAGAUCCAAGCCUUCAAUACGACCAAUCCAGUAUCCGAUGCGUCGGCGAUAUAUUACGCACCGGCAGCCACUCUGUUGCCGGAUGCCGCUGCCGUGUCGCUGAAUGCUGAAGCCGAUAAAAACUGUUUGUUCAUUUCAUUGAAACUCUGGGAUAAACCCUACCACGACGCUGUCCGGAAUUAUGUCUCUUACUACAUUAAUUCGAACCCUAUAAUUACUUCAGCGAUUUUUCCACUCCCAUUUAAAUGGAUGCUGGUGGGGUACUCAAAUAACGGAUUCACCCGAACGAUGAAAAAUACCGCUUGGCAGUCCAUCGCCAACAUGCCACCGUCGAUCUCCAUGUGUAUUCGCUGUUCGACAUCGGCAGCAUGCAACGAUGCCUUAGCCACGCUUCAGUAUGACAGCGCAAAGUUUGCAUCGCGGGUGUUUGUGUCCUUUAAAUCUGAGGAACCGGUUUCUCGAAGGGUUCCGUUGUGUAUUGACCCGCAACAUCUUCCUCGAAAUGCGUUUAUCAGUGCUCUUUCGAAAAACGCUAGCGGACGAAAUUACAUGUUCAUGAAAACCAGUGAUUAUGCCAAUUUCACCAAAACUCUCCUGGCCGCAGCCGUUGAGAAAAUGGUUGAUGAAGGGGAGUUCGUCGACGACGACGAAAUUGAUCGAUUAGCCAGCGAGAUGUCGGCCUUUUUCCCGUAUAAUGUCACCACAAUCAGAAACCUCACUCCGGAGAUGUGGGCAGCAACGUACUGGAAGAACGAGCGACCCGAUAUCAAAGCACGUCGACUGGACAGUAUUCUGGGAAGCUAUCGUCCCUGGGUGAGACAGCAGGUGGAUUCCGGCUACAUCGGUUAUGAAACCACUCUUGUCAGUGAUCCUGUACCUUAUUCCGCGGAGGUAAUACACGCUUAUCAUGAGAUGAUGAAUUCUAUGGAAAUGUUUUGGAACGACAAUAAUCAGCUCGUACUGGACAAAUUGCCAAUAUAUCGUGUCAACUUAGACGUCUUCCGUCAAAAGGCGCCCGUGUGCAAAGGAUCCGUCCACAUCUCGAGUAGCACUGCUGAUUAUACAGUGCCUGCAAAUGUCGGCGGCGGCGUCUCGGACGAUAAAACACAAUUUGUCACGAAAAAAGAAGAUGUCAAAGGAAUGACUGUCUCGCAAGCGACCGUUCAGUGGCAGUGUCGCGAUGCAUCCAGUUUAUACGCGUUGUCCAACCAAAGCAUCACCGUCACUUUGCUGGACGCCAACGACGAUCCGUUCUCUCAGGUCACCGUGACAACCACCACUUUUACCGGCGAAUUCGCCUUAAUGUUACCACGAACCAGUGACUACAGCAUUGUGUUCGAGAUCAACCAAUACAGAACAGUCACACUGCGCAACUUCUCCGACAAUUUCGGUUUACCAGGAGAUGUGGUGUUCAUGGAACCGCUGCUUUUUAUACCAACUUCUCUGGGGAAGGGUUCUGGCCGAACAGGAGGAACCGUGCAUCUGGUCAGUGGCAAUCAUACUGUGACGAAAGCAGGAAUCCAAGUCGAACUGCGCGAAGGACGCUACAAUUUGACCGGACCCGUGGCUGCCACCGCUUUCACCGCGGAAAAUGGGACGUGGUUGGCGGAACUGCCAAGCGGUCACUUCACUGCCACAAUCAGCACACCCGACGCAGAUUACACUGCACCGCCAUUCAGUGCGGUGGUUGUACCGGGAACUGAUACCUGGCAUGAUAUGGCCAUGGCCCAACCGUUGGAUAACGGCGAAAUCCGGAUUAUCUUACGGGCAACCGGUUUCGAUCUGUACGACCUCAAGUUAUUGGUCUCUGGACCGUUAGAAAACAGGGAUGGUCGUGCAAUUGUGCAAGCGAGUGCGAACGUUAGCGCUGACGGCUUGAUAAUGUACGACAACGUGGAUACGAUGUUUGGCAGUGUUCUUAUCAAGAAGCAGUUGCCGGGCGCCUAUCGCAUUCAAGUGUACGAAAACAACUACCGUCCGUACAAGGCAGAUUCAAACUGGAAUCUAUGUAACUCGCAGAGCUGGGUGCAGAUUUACCGCGGCAAGCGGUUGUGGGCGCAGUACUAUGUACCGAUCAAGGAUGGAAAUGUGUGGAUUGUGGCGGAAAUCAGCGACUUCCGUCUCAAUGUCAUAAACGAUGUCAAGUACGACACCUGAUCAUGAUCGGAUCAUACCAGCAUGCUAUCAAUUUAUCGCUGCUUAUGGUUUAGCAUAAAAAACGUUUAGCAUAAGAAAUCUUUUGAAUCAGUUCUUGUGAAUUGGUAACAAGCCAGCAACAAUGUCAGGUGACCUCAAGUAAUGUGGUCUGUAGAUUACUAUCAAAUUCGUGUUGUUCUUUUGCGAUUUUGAUUCGAUGGCUACAGUAGUAACUGAAAUAAACCGCCUGAU